AUGAGUAGGCAGCUUCAACCCAGAAGAGCUCUGGCCUUUCCAUAUAGUUAUUGCUACAGACUUGACAAUCAGGAUGAAGUGAACCAGAACUACUUAGCAGAUGAAGAGGAAGAAGCAGAAGAGACUUGGCGGAUGGUGAAACUGAGGCUUAGAGAGGGUCUGACCUUAGUCAUUUACAUCUUUUUCUUUGCCUCCCUGGCUGCUGUGAUCACCCUCUGCAUGUACACACUAUUUCUGACCAUCUGUCCUUACAUGCCGACCUUCACUGAGAGGGUGAAGCCUCCUGGAGUUAUGAUCAGACCCUUCACCCAUAGCCUUAACUUCAACUUCAAGGUUUCGGAACCUGACACUUGGCAACAUCAUGUGAUUAGCCUAAAUGGCUUUCUGCAGGCAUCAUCAUAUACAUUUUCAGGAACAAAUGAAUGGCUUUUUGAGAAGUCCUUCCACAGGGCGAAAUCUGAGAGAGGUGAUGAAAACAACAUCCGAUCUAUCAAUUACCACCCAGAGUCGGCUUCUUUUGACCUCCACUAGUACCCUUACUACGGCAAACUGACUCACGUAAGCCUGUCAUACCCACUGGUGGUAAUGCACUUUGCAGAUGUGGUGAAGAACAAAGCCAUGCCUGUGCAGUGCCAACUGAAGGGCAAAGGCAUCACAAAUGAUGUCAUCAAUGAUCAUUUUGUGGGUAGGGUUAUCUUUACUUUGAACAUAGAAACCUAA
This is a messenger RNA of Hipposideros armiger (great roundleaf bat), 720 nucleotides long. It is a transcript of the gene ATP1B4, whose product is annotated as ATPase Na+/K+ transporting family member beta 4. Gene Ontology annotation, biological process: regulation of DNA-templated transcription; potassium ion transport; sodium ion transport. NCBI's taxonomy places the organism in Eukaryota, Metazoa, Chordata, Mammalia, Chiroptera, Hipposideridae. The transcript has 8 exons. Gene Ontology annotation, cellular component: nuclear inner membrane; sodium:potassium-exchanging ATPase complex. The record is from RefSeq and is a predicted model, not a curated record.